Messenger RNA from Carlito syrichta (Philippine tarsier), 832 nucleotides. RefSeq lists its product as uncharacterized. Bases 1 to 807 code for a protein of 268 amino acids. NCBI's taxonomy places the organism in Eukaryota, Metazoa, Chordata, Mammalia, Primates, Tarsiidae. The transcript is spliced from 4 exons. Gene Ontology annotation, cellular component: ribonuclease P complex. The record is from RefSeq and is a predicted model, not a curated record. Gene Ontology annotation, biological process: tRNA 5'-leader removal.
AUGUACGAUGGAGAAAACAAAGGACGGCAAAUAAAGGAGAGUUUACACUCUAGUCACCACAAUAGUAGCCCUGCUAUACCCGGUCAACCCCUACCUGUACAGCCUGACCUGGACAAAACCUUCUGGAGAUCCAGUUCUCUCCCCCAGGCUCCUGAACAGCAGCUCCCCAGGUGUGGUGCAGCUUUGGUCGGGCCUCUGACAGCUGCUCUGACAGUGCCAGAAGUUGUGGAGGCUGUGGGUAUAGAUCUCAAUGUCUUUAUAUUUGGAUGUCAACAAGUGUUCAAUUCCUGUGUUUCGCGGUCUUUUCUGCAGCUCUAUUUGGUGUAUAUCAGUUAUUCCAGAGCACAGGGGCAGGUCAUUAAGGUGAUUGGGUGGUGGUCUGUUCCACAUCACCAUGAAGAGCAGAAAGCAGGUGUGAUCAGUAUUGGGAAAGAUGCCUGGUCCAGUGCUGCGUAUGAAAGAGUAGUUUGCAAAAAUCCUUCUAAGUACCACUACAUGAAAGUCUGCCUAGAAUUUCAAGAUCAUGGAGCUGGACUGAAUGCUGCACAGUUCAAACAGCUGCUUAUUUCAGCACUGAAAGACCUGUUUGGGGAGGUCGAUGCUGCCUUCCCCUUGGAUGUCCUAACCUAUGAAGAGAAGAACUUGUCGGCCAUCUUGAGAAUAUGUAGCAGUGGUCUCGUCAAAUUGUGGAGCUCUUUCACCCUAUUAGGAUCCUAUAAAGGCAAAAAAUGUGCUUUCAGAGUGAUUCAGGUUUCUUUAUUUCUCCUUGCAUUAUCUGGUAAUAGUAGGGAACUAGUACCGGAUUAAAUGAAUCAUCUUCAAUUUCAGAAAC